GAUAAGAGAGAGAGAUGGCAGGUUCUUCUUCUUCAAGCAUUCUUUGUUUGUUGUUGGCAACCCUAAUGAUGGCCGGAAUCUUAUUUUCCGGUGAUCAAGCAGUACUAGUGAGGGCACAGGGAGGAUGCCUAGGAGAUCUUCCUGGACUAUUGAGAGCAUGCAUGCAAUUUGUUCAGAAGAUUGGGCCACAGACGGAUCCAUCACAGAGCUGUUGUGAUGUUAUGAAGAAGGUAAAUGUUACUUGUGUUUGUGAUCUAAUCCCUGCCCCGGUGCAGCUGAUCAUCAGUAGCCUGAAGGUGGCCCAUGUUGCACAGUUCUGUGGCAACCCUAUUCCUGCUGGAGUUAAAUGUGGAAGUUAGACUGGUCUAAAAGCAUGAAGUUGAGAGAAUGUAGGAAGAAUAAAAGCCAAAUCAUGUGGCAU
This is a messenger RNA of Telopea speciosissima, 421 nucleotides long. Its product is annotated as protein MEN-8-like. The record is from RefSeq and is a predicted model, not a curated record. NCBI's taxonomy places the organism in Eukaryota, Viridiplantae, Streptophyta, Magnoliopsida, Proteales, Proteaceae. The transcript has 3 exons. The coding region runs from base 15 to 359 and encodes 114 amino acids.